AUUGGUCACAGUAUUUUGUAUACAGAUAUACUGUGAAUUGGUAUUCUUAAAGUGGUUGAUAAUUCCUAAUUCUAGUGAAACGAAGAGAAACUAAGAGGAAUGGCUGGAAAUCCUAAGCUAAAAAGAAGUGAUAACGGUUUGGUUGUCGAAAUAAACUCAAGUCCAUUCACUUUGGGAAGGUCAUUGAGUUGUAAUUAUGUGAUCCCUAUUCAAAGCAUUUCAAGAAACCAUUGCAGUCUUGAAAAAGUUAAUAACAGUUGGAUUUUGAGAGACACUAGCACAAAUGGAACGUGUAUAAAUGGUACAGUGAUAAAGUCUAAGGAUAGUCCUCCUUUAAAAGAUAGUGACAUUAUCGACUUGGAUAGACAAAAUGAAAAGUAUAUUUUCUACCAUUCUGCACCAACUGGAGAUAUAUCAGAUGAACAACUUUGCAGAAUAGCUGAUUCUCUUUUGGAUAAAGUCGAAGAAAUUCCGAAUCCUCAGUCAACUGUUCAGUCAUAUAAAACUGUACCAGCUUAUAGAAGUAUUCCUGCAUCUACAAAUGGUUCUCCUCAUGCAGGUAUAGUAGUUGUGAAUGAAGUGAUGACUAAAUUUCAACUGAAGAGGCUACUAUAAUUCAAUAUCCAGCGUGGUA
Molecule: messenger RNA, 634 nt
Organism: Leptinotarsa decemlineata (Colorado potato beetle)
Lineage: Eukaryota; Metazoa; Arthropoda; Insecta; Coleoptera; Chrysomelidae
Product: E3 ubiquitin-protein ligase CHFR
Biological process (GO): protein ubiquitination; mitotic cell cycle checkpoint signaling; ubiquitin-dependent protein catabolic process
Cellular component (GO): nucleus
Molecular function (GO): zinc ion binding; ubiquitin-protein transferase activity; protein binding
Source: RefSeq, a predicted model, not a curated record